Carica papaya (papaya) is the source of this 1560-nucleotide messenger RNA. The record is from RefSeq and is a predicted model, not a curated record. NCBI's taxonomy places the organism in Eukaryota, Viridiplantae, Streptophyta, Magnoliopsida, Brassicales, Caricaceae.
UUGUCUGGCGGCGGCGCGUGGUCAAAAUAAUCAUGUCUGCUGCCGACUGCUCUGCUCUCUCCCUAAUCCUUCAUUAUUUAUUCUUUUUACCCCACUCGAUUAAUUUAUUCUAUGACAAUAAAAGUUCCAGCACAAAUUCGAGUAAGGAGCAAUAACAAUAGACACUAUUUACUGUUUAGAUUUCAUUUCGAUGGCCACUUCCUGUUCAAGCUACUCCAUACCUCUUAAAAGCAUUCAGAAAGGUGAGCUCUUCUCGUCUCGUGAUAAACUGAGAAGCAGCGGCAGAGAAAAACCGCGACUGAAAUUCCACUUCCGGCCGCGAAAACCGUUAGAUGGGUGCAACGCAGGAAUUCUGCAACGGUCUGUGGUUAAAUGCAAUGUGUUUAGCGACACAGAAAGCGGCGGCGGCUUGGACGAUACUUAUGGUGCGGUGGAUGACAAGCAGUUUGUGCGAUGGUUUCGUGAGGCGUGGCCGUACUUGUGGGCCCACAGAGGGGCAACCUUCAUCGUUAUUAUCUCCGGCGAAAUCAUCUCUGGCCCUUUCUUGGAUCCUCUUCUGAAGGACAUUGCUUUUCUUCAUCACUUGGGAAUCAAGUUCGUUCUGGUUCCCGGGACGCACGUGCAAAUUGACAAGCUUUUAGCUGAGAGAGAAUGGAAUUUAUUGACUUGGGAGUUGGUAUUGUUCUUCAGUGACCUUUAUGAGGGAACCCGAAUGGCCAAGGUGACAGAUCUGGCUGGAAUAAGAGAAAUAAUACAACCUUUGGAGGAAUCUGGGACAUUGGUACAUAGAACUGAUGGCGAGCUACUUAAAGCCUUGGAUUCACUCAUUGUUGUGGAAAGAGAAGGUCAAAUUAUUGCUUGUGCUGCUCUUUUUCCUUUCUUCAAGGAGAAGUAUGGGGAGGUUGCUGCUAUUGCAGUUUCCCCUGAAUGCCGUGGACAAGGACAAGGAGAUAAAUUACUUGAUUACAUAGAGAAGAAGGCAUCCUCACUUGGAUUGGAGAUGCUUUUUCUGCUGACAACUCGUACUGCAGACUGGUUUGUGAGACGUGGCUUUGAAGAAUGUUCCAUUGAAAUGGUACCAGAGCGAAGGAGAAAGAAGAUCAAUUUAUCUCGUAGGUCCAAAUAUUACAUGAAGAAGUUACUACCUGAUAUGAGUGGAAUUACUGUUGAUCGAAUAAAACAUCUUCGUUGAGGUAAGGGAGCAUAGAAUAUCGUUUGGCAGUGACUGAAGCGACUAUCUUUCAGUGGUGGCUGAAGCGGCAUAAUGCUAAAGCUACAAAAACAAGGGCUUCUAAGAGAUGUAAAGCAUCUACCGUAAAAUUAUAAGGUUGAUGCUAACUUUUAGGCCUUUCGUGGUCUUCAUGAUAAGUAUUAUCCUUUUCCUGGAUUAUUUACUAGAGAGGUGAUAUGUUCCAUGACUCAGAGAGGAAAUGUAAUUAUGGUUUUAGAUAAGAAUUAUGAAAAAUUAUUAUUCGUUUUAGAAUGUUUAUUUGUGGACGUACGUGGGUUGGACCUAAUUUUUUUACCUACUCACCCAAACUUCGGUUAGAACUUUCUCUC